This is a messenger RNA of Eremomyces bilateralis CBS 781.70, 1095 nucleotides long. Its product is annotated as NAC-domain-containing protein. The transcript has 6 exons. Gene Ontology annotation, molecular function: proton transmembrane transporter activity. Lineage: Eukaryota; Fungi; Ascomycota; Dothideomycetes; Eremomycetales; Eremomycetaceae. The record is from RefSeq and is a predicted model, not a curated record. Gene Ontology annotation, cellular component: cytoplasm; nascent polypeptide-associated complex. The coding region runs from base 1 to 1095 and encodes 364 amino acids. Gene Ontology annotation, biological process: protein targeting to membrane; proton motive force-driven ATP synthesis.
AUGUCGAGCUCAAGAAUCGAAGAGCUCCCUGAUGAGCCGGAAAAGAAGAUCGCUGAGGUUGAAGAUGCUUCCGACAGCUCCGACUCCGAGCCCGAAGUUGAGGAGGGCGAGGCCAGCAUUCCCGCCGGUUCGGCUGUGACCAUCCAUUCGCGUAAUGAGAAGAAAGCGCGAAAGGCCAUUUCGAAGCUUGGUUUAAAGCACGUUGAGGGUAUUACCCGUGUUACAUUGAGGAGGCCCAAGAACAUUCUGUUCGUUAUCAACAACCCGGAUGUCUACAAGUCUCCUUCCAGCAACACUUGGAUCAUCUUCGGCGAGGCCAAGAUUGAGGACCUGAACUCCCAAGCUCAAGCCGCCGCUGCCCAACAGCUAUCCCAAGCCGCUGAUGCCGACCCCCACGCCGGCCACGACCACGGCGACAAGAAGAUCGAGGCGGGUGAGGCCAAGAAGGAGGAGGAGGAAGAUGAUGGCGAGGAGGUCGAUGAAUCGGGUCUGGAGACCAAGGACAUCGAGCUGGUCAUGCAGCAGGCGAACGUGUCACGAAAGAAGGCCGUGAGCGCGCUGAAGGAGAACGACAAUGACAUUCGUAGCGCCACCCUCAAGCUCGAUUGGACCCGACUCGGGACCCAGCUCGGCCUACGAGGCAACACCGCGAACGCCCUCGCAUCCUUCAAGAAGCGCAACGAUGACGCACGCCGCAAGGUCCAGAUGCUCUCGGAGCUGCCGCAGUCGGUCGACUUCGCCCACUUCCGCUCUUCGCUGAAGAACACCGCCGUGGUCGACGAGAUCGAACGGCGCUUCAAGGACUUCAAGCCGGCGACGUACGAUGUGCAGCGGCAACUGAAGGCCAUCGAUGCAUUUGAGGCACAGGCGGUGAAGAGUGCUGAGGAGACGAAGACGGUGGUAGAUGCGGAGUUGAAGGAUUUGGAGAAGACGUUGAGGAAUAUUGAGGAGGCUAGGCCGUUUGACGAUCUCACUGUGGAGGAAGUCGCUGCCGCCCGACCCGAUAUCGACAAGCGAACAGAACAACUUGUCUCCAAGGGACAAUGGCAGGUUCCGGGCUACAAGGAGAAAUUCGGUGAUUUGGCGCUUCUCUAA